Messenger RNA from Bipolaris victoriae FI3, 606 nucleotides. RefSeq lists its product as hypothetical. The record is from RefSeq and is a predicted model, not a curated record. The transcript is spliced from 3 exons. Bases 1 to 606 code for a protein of 201 amino acids. NCBI's taxonomy places the organism in Eukaryota, Fungi, Ascomycota, Dothideomycetes, Pleosporales, Pleosporaceae.
AUGGUCAUCCCGUCAGUACAACAAGCUCAAGCUACGCCUUCCGCAGUCCUAGUCACUGCGGACCAAGUCACUGCAGGCCCAGUUACCGCAGAGGUUGAAGAAGCGAGCUCUAAGCGCUUCAUCGCAGAGCUGCUAACGCAUGGUCUGCAUCUCGUAUCCAGCAUCGUUGUACUGGGUAUUGUCAUAUAUCUCAUCUAUGUAUAUACGCAUACGGGACUUGAGAUGUUUUUGUCUAUGCUGGCCUCCGUCGACAUCGUCGUCUGCAUCUUCGCCCUCUGCCACCUCUUCCACAAAUCCUCGACGCCCGAUCUCACCAUCCCCAUGUUCAUCCUGUCAAGCUUGUGGCUCACAGCCUUCAUACUUUCUUCUGUCGAAUACGCUCACGAGCCGUGUAUCCAGACUGAGGAAGAGGAAUGGGUCAGUUGUCCGAUCAAGAGGGCGCAUAUGGCGUUUGAGGCGAUUGCUUUCUUUUUGAGUUUUGCAACUAUGAUGGUGGAGAUUAGGAGGUGGAGGGGAAACAAGGGGGAUGUCGAGGUUGUUGAUGGGGGUGACAAGGGUGUGGGGAAUGCAGUGGUUACGCCGGGGACGUCGAAUACGGCUGUUUGA